GAGGCGCGGCUCUGGCGCGCGCAGCGGCGGCAGGCGCGGCAGGCCUUCGAGCAGGAGGACACUGCCGAGCGGGAGGGCCUCGUGGCGGCCGCCCUCGAGGUGCAGCGCGUGCUCCGCGAGCGCGCGGCGGCCGUGGCCCGCGAGCGCGCCGAGGAGGACCGCCGCGCCGAGUGGGCCGCGUCGGUCACGGAGAGGACCCGGAGCGCGCUGAGCGAGGGCAGGGCGCGGGCGCGGUGCCCCUUCCUGGAGGAGCUGCGCAGCUCCCGGGAGGCGGAGCGCGCGGCGCGGGAGGCGACGGCACAGAGGAGCGCGGCGCUGCUGCGGCGGAUGGCCGAGGAGAAGGUAGCAAGGGCGGAGGCCGAGCAGAAGGCCACCGAAGAGCAGCGCGCCAGUGAGGAAGCCGAGCAGAAGGCCGCCGAAGAGCAGCUGGCCGUGGAGGAGACUGCGCGGAAGGCUUCGAAGGAGGUCAAGCAGAAGGCCGCCGACCAACAGCGGGCCACCGACGAGGCUGUGCGGCAGGCUUCGGAGGAGGCCGAGCAGAAGGCCGCCGACGAGCAGCGGGCCAUGGAGGCCGAGCAGAAGGCCGCCGACGAGCAGCGGGCCACGGAGGCCGAGCAGAAGGCCGCCGACGAGCAGCGGGCCACGGCCGAACAGAAGGCCGCCGACGAGCAGCGGGCCGCGGAGGCUGCUGCGCGGCAGGCCUGCGAGGCGCCGGCCGACGCCGACGAGGAGGCCGACGCCGAGGAGGAGCCCCCGGAGAGCGCCCGCCUGGCGAGCUCCCUGGGCGACGCCAGGGACGAGGAGUCCCUGGCGGCCGACGGGGACCUCCUGCAGUGGUUCGCGCCGCUGCAGGCCGCCCUGAGGGCGCGGGACGCCGAGCAGGCCGUCAGCGAGCAGCGGGCUGGCAAGGAGGAAGCCCCUGUGGAGGAUACGCCUGUGGAAGACGAGAUCGGCCCGGCGGACCUGAGGGUCCAGCCCUCUGCCGGCGUUCCAGAUGCGCCCCUUGCCAAGGCCGAGGCGCUCCUCGCAGCCCCAGCCGCAGAGGAGGGCACCCUGGCGGCGGACAAGCUCGGCCCAAUGGACCUACAGAGCCAGCCCUCUGCCGGCAUUCCAGAAGCGCCCCCUGCCAAGGCCGAGCCGCCCCCCGCAGCCCCGACGGCCGUGGAGCUCGCGGCGCUGGAGGAGGGCACCCCGGCGGCGGACGAGCUCGGCCCGGCGGACCUGCAGAGCCAGCUCUCUGCCGGCAUUCCAGAAGCGCCCCGUGCCAAGGCCGGGCCGCCCCCCGCAGCCCCGACGGCCGUGGAGCUCGCGGCACUGGAGGAGGGCACCCCGGCGGCGGACGAGCUCGGCCCGGCGGACCUGCAGAGCCAGCCCUCUGCCGGCAUGCCAGAAGCGCCCCCUGCCAAGGCCGAGCCGCCCCCCGCAGCCCCGACGGCCGUGGAGCUCGCGGCGCUGGCGCCCGCGUCGACGACACUGGCGCAGCCUGCCCACCCGGGGGACACGCGGCUGAGCGUCGCCUCGCAGGAGGGGUUCGCGGUCGGCGACGUGGUCUCCAUCACAGCAGGCGGGCACUCGGAGACGAGGACCAUCGCUGGCUUCGGCUCCAUCAUCGUGCACCCGCCGCUCUCGAACGGGUACCAGGUCGGGGCCGUCGUCGCCAGGGUCUCUGGGCCGGCCGAGCAGGUGGCCGCCGCCGAGCCGCGCGCCGCAGGGGAGGCGGAGCAGCGCGCCGACGCCCCGAGCCCUGCCGGGCGGGAGCUGGAGGCGCCCCCCGCGCCGGCGGCGGCGGAGCGCUCCGCGGAGCGCUCCGCGGAGGAGCAGGGGCCGGCGCAGGGGGCGGAGCACAGGGCGGAGCAGGAGGGGCGCGAGGCGGGGCGGGCAGCGGAGCGGGGGGCGGCCCCGGAGCGCGAGGCGAGGCUCGAGGCAGAGAGGGCGUGGAGGGCCCGGGAGCUCGAGGCGGAGCGCCAGGCGGAGUGGAGGGUGCAGCAGGCGGAGCAGAAGGCCCUGCAGGCCGAGCAGAGGGCGGUGGAGGACCAGAAGGCGAGGCUGGCGGCGGAGUGGAGAGCGGCCCAGGAGCGCGAGGCCAGGCUGGAGACGGAGAAGGCGCUGAAGGUCCUCGAGCUCGAGGUGGAGCGCCAGGCGAGGGGCGCCGCCGAGCAGCGGGCGGCCGAGGGCCUGCGGGCCAGAGAGGAGGCCGAGCGGCGCGCCGACGACGAGCGGCGGGCCCGGGAGGAGGCCGAGCGGCAGCUGCGGGAGGCGCUGAGGAUGCAGACGAGCGCGAGGGGCGGCGGGCGCGAGGAGCCGACGCCGGCAUCGCCGCGGGCGCCGGCACCGCCGGCGCCAGCACCGCCGCCUGCGCCACCGCAGGCGCAGGGGGCGGCCGUCGAGCGGAGCGAGCAGGAGGCGGAGGGCAGGCAGGAGGCGGAGCAGCGGGUGCCGCCGCCGGAGGCGCGCGGGGAGCUGGACGCGAGCGCUGGGCCCGACACCAACGACGAGGCCGCCGUGCAGGACGCCCUGCAGCUGACGCUGAAGACCACCUUCGACACGACCGCCCCAGAGGAGGCCAGCGAGUGGUCGCUCUCCAGCGGGGUCGCGGAGCUCAGCUGGGUGGUGGGGAGCGAGUUCCUGGACGAGCUGGGCGACGCCGUGCUCGACGUGGGCCCCUGCUUCAGCGAGGUCGACCUCGGCGCCCCGUCGACGCCCGGGACCUCGCCGCGCCAGUCUCGCCCGGUGCGCCCUCGGCCAGCGGCACUCCCCGCAGAGGCGAUCCCGGAGGGCCCCGCGGAGGGCCCGCUGGCGGAGCUGCCGCCCCCGGAGAGACCAGACGACGACGGGCCAGGAACCUACUGGGUCGUGUCGGCAGGUGUGGCGGGCACCGUGCCUGUGACGGCAGGCAGGUCGUGCGCAUCCACGACCGUCGGCGAGGUGCGCGCGGGCACGAUCGUGGGCGCCCUGGCCAUCCAUGAGGACUCCGACCAGGGGUGCCGCCGCGCGCAGAUAGCCAGCCCGGGCGGCUGGAUCACGCUGCUCGACACUGGCAGCGGCUGCCGCUUCGCCAGGAGAGUCAGCGAGGACGGCCCCGGUGGGUACGCCGUCGUGUCCACCGGAAGUGCGUCGCUCCUUCCGGUCACCGAGUCUGCAGAGCGGGAGUCGCGCGUGGUGGCGGAGCUCGGCACGGGAAGCUGCGUCGCCGUCGUGGAGCUGGCCCCGCGCUUGGUCGCCGGCCGGCUGCGGGCACGCAUCGUCAUCCCCGCGGCGGGCUGGGUCACCGUGCUGGACGCCGCGAGCCGCCUCCGCUUCCUCGAGCGGGACGAGGGUGAGCACCAGGCCGAGGCCACCCCGCCCGCGGAGCUGAUGGAGGCCGACUCGCCCGGGGACUACCGCGUCACGUCCGCGGGGCCCCUCGACGAGCUGCCGGUCACCGCCGCGUUCGAGCGGGGCAGCGAGCGCAUGGGCGGCCUGGGCGUCGGCGAGCGCCUGACGGCGCUGGAGGUCCCCGAGGCGCUCGAGGGCGGCAGGGCGCCGCCCGCGGACAGCAGCACCGACUCGGCGGGCGGCGAGGCCGCGUCCUACGGCUACGACCUCGAGGCAGAGGGCUCCGCCGAGACUCGCCUCGCCGAGGACCUCAUCGGCAGGAGCGUCGUGAUCACUGGCCUGGUGCAGACCCCGCAGUACAACGGCCAGCUGGGCAAGGUGGAGGCGUUCGACGCCCAGCUCCAGCGCUACGCCGUGCUGGUGCGCGGCGCCGCGGGCACGGAGCUGGCGGGCCAGGCCGUGACGGCGAAGUUGCGGCGAGAGAACUUGACAGCCCCGGCGGAGCUGGCCACCGCCGCGCCGACGCCGAGGCGCGGCCGCGACGAGCUGGGGCGCCGAGGCGCGAGGAGCCCGACACAGGGCAUCCUGGCCUCCGAGCGCUAG
This is a messenger RNA of Prorocentrum cordatum, 3918 nucleotides long. The record is from the annotation of a GenBank genome assembly. Lineage: Eukaryota; Dinophyceae; Prorocentrales; Prorocentraceae.